AUGUUAAAGAACAACAAUCAGCUGAGAAAUAUAUUGUAUGAAGCCAAGUUCUACCACAGCAGCGUGGAAAUGAGAACAAAAAAGACAUCUCAAUGCAAGAAACACCAGCGGGUCCUGAACUUUUUCUCUGAGGACGACCACAAGGUGCUGUGUAACCUCUGCACGAAGGACCACCAGGUUCACCUCCUGAAGUCCCUAGAAGAGAUUGCCGCUCAUCACAGUAAAGGGAUCAUGAGUUCCCUUGAUCUUCCUGAGGAAUCAAUUGGAUGCUAUGCAAACUUCCGUGCCACUCAAGAGGAGAAAUGA
This is a messenger RNA of Elephantulus edwardii (Cape elephant shrew), 306 nucleotides long. Its product is annotated as putative tripartite motif-containing protein 75-like. The record is from RefSeq and is a predicted model, not a curated record. Lineage: Eukaryota; Metazoa; Chordata; Mammalia; Macroscelidea; Macroscelididae. Bases 1 to 306 code for a protein of 101 amino acids. The transcript has a single exon.